ACACAACACAACACAACAGAGAUUGAAAUUAUUAUUUAAAUUGCUGCAAGUAGAAAAUAAAAUUCGGAUUAUCUAUUAGAAUGGAGAACCCCGAUCAGAAUCCCUAUGCAUCGCUGCUGCCACACAUUGUGGACAUGUUGCACGGCAAGCCACGUCAGAGCGCCACUUUGGAUCAAGUGUGCGCUGGUGUCGAAUCGUUGGCUCAGCUGAAUGAGGCAAUGAUGCAGCACAUCAGUUGCUUUGACACCCUGCAGGCCGCUGUUCAGUUUGGCAUCGAGUUGGGCGUGAACAUGGGAAUCCUGACACACUCAAAGGACACGCUACGCCUCCGCUCCAAGCUGCAUGUGCGCAGCACUGACAAUCANCGAGUGGAGGACAAAGUUCACUCCCAGACUGGUUUUUUGGCACCUUCAAACACUCACACUGAUGGGGCUGGGCCAGCAGGAAGCUCAGUAUUUUGGGAAAAGCCGCUGGGCACGAGUUGA
This is a messenger RNA of Drosophila guanche, 485 nucleotides long. RefSeq lists its product as uncharacterized. NCBI's taxonomy places the organism in Eukaryota, Metazoa, Arthropoda, Insecta, Diptera, Drosophilidae. The record is from RefSeq and is a predicted model, not a curated record. The transcript has 2 exons. Bases 81 to 485 code for a protein of 134 amino acids.